Molecule: messenger RNA, 2376 nt
Organism: Sphaerodactylus townsendi
Lineage: Eukaryota; Metazoa; Chordata; Lepidosauria; Squamata; Sphaerodactylidae
Gene: WNT2B
Product: Wnt family member 2B
Exons: 5
Coding region: 479-1630 (383 amino acids)
Biological process (GO): multicellular organism development; neuron differentiation; cell fate commitment
Cellular component (GO): extracellular region
Molecular function (GO): frizzled binding; cytokine activity
Source: RefSeq, a predicted model, not a curated record
CUCCGCAGCAGGUGGUGCCUGCCUGGGAGGGGGAAAGGUGAGCGCUUCAGCCGCGGCCGAGGGAGGGAAGGCAGGCAGGCAGGCAGGCGGCGAGGCUGGGAGAGAGUCUGGGCUGCCCGGCCGUGUCUGGUCUCCGGGCCGGGGCGGGUUGCCCAAUGAGAGCCCACCGGAGGUGUCAGUCUCCCCCGCCUGCUGCUGCCCCCGAGCCCACCCCUCCGGCGUGUCAUCAGCCGCGCUCCCCCCAGAUGCCCGUCCAGGGGGCUGCCUGCCUCGGAUCGGUUCCUUCCCGGCCGGGCACAGGCUAGCGCAUCUCCGCAGGGAAGCCGCCCGGGGCUCGGUAGGCGAGCUGGACUCGGCCCGCGGCCGGAGGCUGGCCAGGGGGGUGCGGCCAAGGGCGUCUCCUCUCGCCCGGCCCGCUCUGGAGCUCCGCUUGCCCUCCGCCGCCUCCUCAUCUCCACCAGGCUCCGGGAAGAGAAUUAUGCUCGGCCAAACCCGCUUGGCAAGCGCUGCAAGGAUUGCCUGGGCUCCCGGGGGCACCCGACGGGCGGCCGAGGGUCUCCGUGCCCCCUCCCGCCUCUGCUUGCCGCUGGUCCUGAUGCUGCUCACUGUCCCGCCCCGCGUGGACUCUUCUUGGUGGUAUAUUGGGGCGCUGGGAGCAAGGGUAAUCUGUGAUAACAUCCCUGGACUGGUAAACAAACAGCGACAACUGUGCCAGAGUUACCCAGACAUUAUGCAGUCAGUUGGAGAAGGAGCAAAGGAGUGGAUCCGGGAAUGCCAGCACCAGUUUCGUCACCACCGCUGGAACUGCAGUACUUUGGACAGGGACUACACAGUCUUUGGCAGAGUCAUGCUACGAAGUAGUAGGGAAGCUGCCUUUGUCUAUGCCAUCUCCUCUGCUGGAGUUGUAUAUGCCAUCACCCGGGCUUGCAGCCAAGGUGAGCUGAAAGCCUGCAGUUGUGAUCCCCACAAGCGGGGCCGUUCCAAAGAUGAUAGAGGAGAAUUUGACUGGGGAGGUUGCAGUGACAACAUCAACUAUGGGAUCAAGUUUGCAAAAGACUUUGUGGAUGCCAAGGAGAAAACAGUGAAAGAUGCCCGGGCCUUGAUGAACCUGCACAACAACCGCUGCGGCAGAACGGCUGUGAAACGUUUUUUGAAACUCGAGUGCAAAUGUCAUGGUGUGAGUGGCUCCUGCACUCUAAGGACAUGUUGGUUGGCAAUGUCAGACUUUCGGCGAACAGGAGAUUACUUAAGGAAAAAAUACAACGGGGCCGUCCAAGUCACCAUGAACCAGGAUGGCACUGGAUUUACCGUGGCCAAUAAGAAUUUCCGGAAACCCACGAAAACUGACCUUGUAUAUUUUGAGAACUCUCCUGAUUACUGUGUGAUGGACAAGUCUGCAGGUUCAUUAGGGACAGCAGGGCGAGUGUGCAACAAGGCAUCACGUGGGACAGAUGGGUGUGAGGUCAUGUGCUGCGGCCGAGGUUAUGACACCACCCGAGUGACGCGAGUUACCAAAUGUGAGUGCAAAUUCCACUGGUGCUGUGCAGUCCGCUGCAAAGAGUGUGAGGACACCGUGGACAUCCACACAUGUAAAGCACCAAAACGGGCAGAAUGGGUAGACCAAACUUGAGACAGUGUGGAAUGGAGCCAGAGAGAGAAAAGAAAAAACUGGCAUAAUGCCACUCACAGUCCUGGGCAUUCUGGGAGUUGUAGUUCAACUGCAUGGCUUUUAUUUAAUUAAUUCUGCAAAGCACUAAAAGGAGAAGACCACAUUUCCCAGGGAGGGGGAAACAUUGAGCUCUUCUGCUCACCCGCAAAACUCACUCCCUACAUUUUUUAAAAAAGGAAAUCUGCAAAUUACAUCGAACUGUGGUGUUUCCUACAAAUAGUGACAUUCUGUAUUUAAAAAAGGAGAGAGAAUGCAAUUUCAUAGGAGCUCUGGAGACCAAGAAUCAAGUUGCAAUUAGCUGCAAGACCUAAAGCCAGUGAAGUGUACCAAAAUGCAAGAGAGAAAAAAUCUCUCAGCCCUGGAAGAAAGCAUUCUUCUCCUCAAAGAAAGACAGCUAUACAGCAUUAGGAAACUCUAAUACUCUGCUAAGGUCUUCUCUCAAACAGAGGCCACACAUGCCUGCACUAUGGACAGUGUCUGGACACAAGCAAUGUUGUGUAAAAGGACUGCUAAUUGUCCUCCUCAGCUGGAGAUGGAAUUACAAGUUAUCUGCAAAAAGAAAAAGAACAGUAUCUACAGUCAGGGAAAGUCAGAGCGCACAGGUGUGUCUGGACAAACUGGUAGGUUUUCAAAGGACACUAAUAUAAUAGUGACUGUUUUGUACAAACUCAAUUGUACAUUUUGUACACAGCUUUAAAUACUUUAAA